Messenger RNA from Ananas comosus (pineapple), 1219 nucleotides. Its product is annotated as protein SYS1 homolog. The transcript is spliced from 3 exons. NCBI's taxonomy places the organism in Eukaryota, Viridiplantae, Streptophyta, Magnoliopsida, Poales, Bromeliaceae. Gene Ontology annotation, cellular component: trans-Golgi network; Golgi membrane. The record is from RefSeq and is a predicted model, not a curated record. Gene Ontology annotation, biological process: protein localization to Golgi apparatus; Golgi to plasma membrane protein transport; Golgi to endosome transport. Bases 350 to 808 code for a protein of 152 amino acids.
CUCUCUCUCUCUCUCUCUCUCUCCUCCCUUUCCCAUCCCCCCCUCCCCUUCCGAUCUCGCACCUCGUCGCCGACGAAACCCUAACCCUAGAACGCUCCGAUCCUCAGAUCCUUACUCCGUUCAUCGUCAUCGCCCUGCGGAGAGGAUGAAUCGCCAUUGACGAGAUCGGGAGGUUCUCGCUAGGGUUUCCUUGCGAAGGUUCGGCUUCUCUUUCUUCCGUUGUUUCGCUCGAAUCGACCGAUGUUUGGAUGGAAGAAUCGGGAGGAUGUUGGAAAUUUGUGAUUAGAAAUUGGUGCGUAGGAGUGGAAUUAGGGUUUUGAAGGGGGUGUGUCUUUUGCUUGGAUUCGAGAUGUUCUAUGGGGCGAUGGUAUGGGAUCCAUGGCUCAUUGUGUCGCAGAUCGUGUGUCUACAGUGCUUGUACUAUCUCACCCUGGGGUUGUUCCUCGCGAUCCUCGUGGGGACUCGCGUGUCGCGGUUGGGCCUCGUGUACUUCUUCGAUUUCUCAACGCUCAACCCUUCCACUGUCACCGGUUGGUGCGCGAUCGUUUCGUUUCUACUCACCUCAAUUGCGGGAGCUGGAUUCUUGCUCUAUUUAGUUGAGAGAGCCAAAAAGUGCUUGGAUUUUGCAGCCACCCUUUACAUCAUCCAUCUCUUUAUAUGCAUAAUAUAUGGAGGUUGGCCGUCCUCCAUAACAUGGUGGGUUGUUAAUCUUUCCAGCUUGGCUUUGAUGUCUUUGCUUGGAGAAUGGCUCUGCAUUAGACGUGAAUUGCGAGAAAUCCCUAUAACACGACUUCGUGCAAAUGUUUGACGAAGAAGCGGCCGGAAGAGCUUAGUUCUAUUGUGAAUAUUUUUACAGCCAAAAGAUACUCCAUCACAUAUUCGUAUCAAACUGGGUCGGAUGCUUCAUGAUGCCUGAUUCAAUUACCAACUGGACUGGAUGUCGCCUUAAAAAGUAUAAAAAACUUAAAAAUUCUUGGGAGUUGCUUAUGCAGCGAAAUAUCAAUACUGUCAAUUAAUAGGGAAAAUUUUUAAUUGUUCAAAGGCAGGUUCCCGGUAGUUGCAUUAUAAUUUGGGAUCUCACAUUUGUGAUUGUAAUCUCUGUUAUCUUUGCCACUUUGUCCUCUCUUUUUCUUUUUUCUUUUUUACAGGAAAUUCUAUCAGGAAUUUUUCGAUCUGGCUCUGGAAAAAUUUGGUAUUAAUUUUGUUAAUUUGUGUGAUA